This is a messenger RNA of Fusarium fujikuroi IMI 58289, 1380 nucleotides long. RefSeq lists its product as uncharacterized. The record is from RefSeq and is a predicted model, not a curated record. Lineage: Eukaryota; Fungi; Ascomycota; Sordariomycetes; Hypocreales; Nectriaceae. The transcript is spliced from 2 exons. The coding region runs from base 1 to 1380 and encodes 459 amino acids.
AUGGUGUUUUACGGCGGCCAAGAAGAACUCGACAAUCUUGUCUGGGAUAGAAAUGACGAGGAUUCUGAGGCAGCGCAGAAUCAACUGAGGCUUAAAACCUUCUGCCUUCAAGUGGAAGAAUUUGUCCAGUAUCAAUUCGGUAAACCAGCAACACUCAUUUCGCCCUUGAUCUUUCGAGGGUUCAACGUUCUCUACCGAGUGCAAGUGGAAGAAAUGUCGCCUCAUGUUGUGGUUCGACUUCCAUGCCCAAGCCUCGUUCAGUUCCCUGGUGAGAAGACAAUGUAUAAGGCAGCGACAGCUUGUCUUGUGGCACAAGAGACCAAGUUGCCGGUUCCGCGCCAUUUGCACUUCGGCCAAGACUCGGUGUUAGGUCCCUUUAUCAUCAUGGAGCGACGAGAGAAUAGUGGGAGCAUAUCUGCCAGGCUAACACGGCCAAAUAAAGACCUGCCAGUGCCCCACGUCCUUGACCCAAACGUAUCUGAGUCUCUUUUGCAUGCUAUCUGGCAAAGAGUAGCGCAUUGCUUGUUGGCAAUGUCCCGACUAGCUUUCCCAAGGAUUGGAUCUCUGCUCCAAACUCAUACUCAUAUCUAUGAAGUUGCCGGUCGUCCAUCGUCUCAUAAUAUGACCGACAUGGUUCGUCUAGCAAACAUACCAAGGUGUAUCUUGCCUCCAGAGAGCCAGACUUACACAGGUACGGAUGAGUGGUACACCGUCCUGGCGGAGAUGCAUAUUGCGCAACUUUCAUCUCGGAUUUUGCCAGAAACACUAUCAUCAUGCCCUCCCAACUCUGGCCCUUUCCGGCUAUGGGGCGAUGACUUUCGCGCAGGCAACAUACUGCUUGACGACUCGGAUGAGAUAGCUGCUCCCAUUGACUGGGAGUAUACAUAUGCUGGACCAAUGCAAUUUAUUCUUGACCCGCCCUGGUGGUUGCUACUUGAGACCGCAGAAAUGUGGUCACCGGAUCUCAACGACUGGAAGCAAACCUACGAGUCUAGUUUAGGCAUUUGGCUUUUGGCUAUGGAGAAAGCAGAAGCCAGCAUGGGCAAAUCAGCCUAUAACACUUUCCCAGUGCCCCUAUCUAGGUAUAUGCGCGAAAGCUGGCGAACAGGACGCUUCUUUCUAAGCUAUGCGGCCCGUAAGAGUUGGGCAUUUGACUCUAUGUACUGGAACUUGCUAGAUGAGAGGUUCUUUGGUGAUCGAGAUCCUGGCGUGGUGAAAGGCGAUCUCUGGACGACACGGAUUGACUUGUUGAGUGAUGACGAGAGAGCUGCCAUGGAGCCCUUUAUACAGAGGAAGAUGGCUGAGAGCAAGGAAAGGCGUAUUGUCGAAUGGGAUGAGACUGAGGCACAGAAGCGGUUUUCUGAACUCCUGUUCAACUAG